Molecule: messenger RNA, 4294 nt
Organism: Ananas comosus (pineapple)
Lineage: Eukaryota; Viridiplantae; Streptophyta; Magnoliopsida; Poales; Bromeliaceae
Product: alpha-mannosidase 2
Exons: 4
Coding region: 73-3606 (1177 amino acids)
Biological process (GO): N-glycan processing; protein deglycosylation; mannose metabolic process
Cellular component (GO): Golgi membrane
Molecular function (GO): alpha-mannosidase activity; carbohydrate binding
Source: RefSeq, a predicted model, not a curated record
AGUCGCGACACUUUCCUCUGGGCUACUACUUCGUCGUCGUCCCCUCCCUUGACCCUUAACCCCUCCCCUACGAUGCGCUUCUUCUCCGGAGGUCGCCGCGUAGGCGGCGGCGUCGGCGUCGGCCUCCUCCCGACCACCAAGCCCAAGCCCCUCCGAAAACCCUCCUCCUCCGCAGUCUCGCGCCGCCGCGGUGGCGGUGGGGUCGGCGUCGCUCGCCCCUUCUCCCCAUCCUCCACCUUCUUCGCCAUCGGCCUCUCCAUCUCCCUCCUCUUCUUCCUCGCCGUGGUCAUCCGCUACGGCGUCCCCAGCGCCGUGUCCACGCCCCGCCCUAGGGCCGUCCUCACCCGCCGGCCUGCGUUCCGCCGCCCCAUCCCCUCCGGCGGCGGUGGGGGAGGCGCCGCCGCCUCCGCGAGGGGCGGCGAGAUCGGUGCCGCGGCGGUGGACAUCACUACGAAGGAUCUGUACGAUAAGAUCCGGUUCCUGGACAAGGACGGCGGGGCUUGGAAGCAGGGGUGGGAGGUGACCUACAAGGGCAACGAGUGGGAUUCGGAGAAGCUAAAGGUGUUCGUGGUACCCCACUCGCAUAACGAUCCCGGGUGGAAGCUCACCGUGGAGGAGUACUACAAUCGCCAAUCCCGCCAUAUACUGGACACGAUCGUGGAAUCGCUUUCAAAGGAUAGUCGCCGCAAGUUCAUCUGGGAGGAGAUGUCAUAUUUGGAGAGAUGGUGGAGGGAUGCUUCGGAUCAGAAAAAGGAAAGCUUCACCAAGUUGGUGAAGAACGGGCAGUUAGAGAUCGUGGGAGGAGGAUGGGUGAUGAAUGAUGAGGCUAACUCUCAUUAUUUUGCUAUCAUAGAACAGAUGAUGGAAGGAAACACGUGGCUCAAUCAAACCAUUGGAGUUAUUCCAAGAAAUUCUUGGGCAAUAGACCCAUUUGGUUAUUCAGCAACCAUGGCAUAUCUUCUUCGAAGGAUGGGUUUCCGCAACAUGGUUAUUCAGAGAACCCACUAUGAGCUAAAAAAGGAGCUAGCUUGGAAUAAGAACUUGGAAUACAUAUGGAGGCAGAGCUGGGAUGCUGAGGAAACAACUGACAUAUUCGUUCACAUGAUGCCAUUCUAUUCAUAUGAUAUUCCACACACCUGUGGGCCAGAACCGGCUAUCUGCUGUCAAUUCGAUUUUGCUCGUAUGCGAGGCUUUAGUUACGAAUCAUGCCCCUGGAGAGUUGACCCAGUUGAAACAAAUCAAGCCAAUGUGCAUGAGAGAGCAACAAAGCUUUUGGAUCAAUACAGGAAAAAGUCAACACUGUAUAGAACGAACACCCUCCUUGUUCCUCUAGGCGACGACUUUCGUUAUGUUAGUUUAGAAGAAGCAGAAGUCCAAUUCCGUAACUAUCAAAAGCUGUUUGAUUAUAUAAAUUCUAACCUUGAUCUGAAUGCCGAGGUCAAGUUUGGCACCCUUGAAGAUUACUUUCUCACACUUCGUGACGAGGCAGAAAAGAUAAAUUAUUCUCAUUCUGGUGAGUUGGGUUCUAGGGAGAUAGGAGGUUUCCCAUCCCUCUCAGGGGACUUCUUUACAUAUGCUGAUAGAAACCAAGACUACUGGAGUGGCUACUAUGUUUCAAGGCCGUUCUUUAAAGCAGUUGACCGUAUACUUGAGCAGACGCUUCGUGCAUCUGAGAUGAUGGCUGCGUUAGUUUUAGGUUAUUGUCAGAAAUCUCAAUGUUCUAAACUUCCUAUAAGUUUCUCGCACAAAUUAACAGCUGCGAGGAGGAACUUGGCUCUUUUCCAGCAUCACGAUGGGGUAACCGGCACCGCCAAGGAUCAUGUAGUGGAGGAUUAUGGGACUCGAAUGCAUACUUCUUUGCAGGAUUUACAGCUAUUUAUGUCUAGGGCGGUGGAAGUCCUUUUAGGGGAUUUUCAUGAUAAGUCAGAUCCUACUUUAUUUUCACAUUUUGAACCUGAGCAAUCGAGAUCAAAGUAUGAUGUCCAGCCGGUGCAUAGAAUUAUUGAUUUACAUGAAGGAGAAUCACAUUCUGUGGUAUUUUUCAAUCCAUCGGAGCAAACGAGGGAUGAAAUUGUUAUGGUUGUUGUUACUGAGCCUGAUAUCGUUGUUCUAGACGCAAAUGGGUCAUGCAUUAAGAGUCAAGUUUCACCUGAAUGGCAGCAUGAUAAUAUUGAAAAGGCUUCUACUGGGCGACAUCGGCUUUACUGGAGAGCUUCUGUUCCUUCGAUGGGGCUCGAGACUUACUAUAUUGCUCAUGGAAAUAAAGGCUGUGAAAAACCUACACCUGCCGUCCUAAAAGUAGUCACCCAUAAAAAAUUGCUGUGUCCUCCACCUUAUGUUUGCUCGAAGCUAGAGGGCAAAGAAGCAGAGAUCCGUAAUAGUCAUUGUACUCUUACUUUUGAUACAGCUCAUGGCCUCCUGCAAAAAAUGAAGCAUAGGGAUGGUAAAGAAACAGUAAUUGGUGAAGAAAUAGGCAUGUAUAGUAGCUUUGGGAGUGGGGCCUACUUAUUCAAACCAAAUGGAGAAGCUAAACCAAUAGUUGAGGAAGGAGGGCAUCUGAUUAUUUCCGAAGGCCCAUUGGUGCAAGAGGCUUACUCUAUCCCAAAAGCCAUGUGGGAGAAUAAAAUGCCGAUUUCUUACAGUACACGUAUCUACAAUGGUGAGCAUACAGUACAGGAAUUGGUUAUUGAGAAAGAAUACCAUGUCGAACUUCUUGGUCAUGAAUUCAAUGACCAGGAAUUGAUAGUCAGAUUCAAGACUAAUAUUGACAAUCACAGGGUCUUUUAUUCAGAUCUCAAUGGCUUUCAAACGAUCCGGAGGCAAACAUAUGAUAAAAUUCCUUUACAGGGGAAUUACUAUCCAAUGCCUUCACUUUCCUUCAUACAAGAUUCAAUAGGCGACCGGCUUUCUGUUCACUCGAAGCAGUCAUUAGGGGCGGCAAGCCUAAAAAAUGGAUGGCUGGAGAUUAUGUUAGAUCGUCGCUUGGUUAUGGAUGAUGGCCGUGGAUUGGGCCAAGGCGUGAUGGAUAACCGCCCGAUGAAUGUUCUCUUCCACAUUCUCAGUGAAUCUAAUGUUUCUGCAUUGUCUUCUUCCCAUGAAGUACUUAACCUCCAGCCAUCUCUCCUCUCCCACCGUGUUGGGGCCCAAUUGAACUACCCUAUGCAUACGUUCAUAGGCAAGAAGCCCGAGGAUAAACCCUCCAAAAUGCAGAGGAGAUCAUUUGCCCCGUUAGCGUUGUCUUUACCUUGUGAUUUACAUAUCGUGAACUUCAAGGUCCCACAGCCUCUAAAGUUUCCUCAAGUUCAGCCGUUGGAUUCUAGAUUUGCUAUUCUUUUGCAGAGGAGGGGAUGGGAUGCGUCAUACUGUAGAAAAGGUGGACUGCAGUGUUCAACUAUUGGCGAUGAGCCGGUGAAUUUGUUCUAUAUGUUUAAAGAUCUAGCAGUUUUGAAUGUGAAAGCAACUUCCUUGAAUCUCUUACAUGAUGACGCAGAGAUGCUGGGUUAUAUAGAGCAGGUGGGAGAUGUUGCUCAGGAGGGGAAUGUACUCAUCUCUCCCAUGGAAAUACAAGCUUAUAAGUUGGAAUUACAGCCGCAGCCAAUAUCAUAGAGAAUGGUAAUGAUUUUGGAUGGUAUUAUUUGUUCUAGAUGAUGGCUGUUCUCCUCUGGCUGAGAUUAUCGUAGUUCUAGAAUGGCUUGCUACCUGCCAUGCAUAUAUGGAAACAACUACCGCCCAACCUAAUUUUGAUUACAUGGGGCAGUAUUUUUCCUAAUAUUCAGAUUAAAUUGAGACCACUUUACACAGAUAAUGAAUUUCUACAAGUACAAGUUUGUGAUGAAGAGGAACUGCAGAAGAGUAUGUGUAUCAUGUAUUGGCAGCUCGGUUGAUCAUGCCAUACUGUUGCGUCAAUUGCGGCACACCCAGCAGCCAAUCUGUUCCAUACCAUUUCUUUUGAACUUGCUUUACGAGAUCUAUAUAUCUAUUGUAAAAAGUUAUCACUGGUCGAAAUAUAAUAUCCACGGAGAUUAGAUCAGCGUAUGCUGUACUCUUUCAAUUUUUGAACUUUCUAGAACUUAGUGCUGUUGAAGGCUUCGGAAUGAUAAACAGGUUAAAAAUGUUAGAAGAUAGCUUUGCUUAUGUAGCAGGUGUUUCCUAAUUGUGAUACUGCUGAAUCAUGUGGAACUUUUUCUACAUUAAGCUUUGCUAUUAACCUUCUGGAAGCAAGAUGAUUUUUAUUUCUUUCUUUUCCUGGUGUCUGUAUUUCAUGUUGGUAAAUGCGCAGUUGGCGCGCAAUGUU